AUGGUCGGCAAAGAUUGUGUUGCUAUUGCCUGCGACUUGCGAUUAGGUCUCCAGGCAUUGACAGUUUCCAACAACUUCCCUAAGAUCUUCAGCUAUGCACCAUCCGUCUUUCUAGGCCUUACCGGCUUGGCUACGGAUGUUCAGACAGUCUCAGAUACCUUCCGCUACAAAGUCAACAUGUAUCGACUAAGAGAAGAGCGAAACAUCGCCCCCCAGACCUUGGCAAACCUGGUUUCAUCUAGUCUAUACGAAAGACGAUUCGGUCCUUGGUUUGUAAGUCCUGUCCUGGCUGGAAUCAAUCACACAACGGGGAAGCCCUUCAUCUGUGGAUUUGACAGCAUUGGAUGCAUCGACUUCGCCAAGGACUUCAUUGUCGCCGGAACCGCCAGUGAUCAAUUAUUUGGUACUUGCGAGGGUCUGUGGGAACCUGAUUUGGAGCCCGAGGAUCUAUUCGAGACGAUAUCACAAGCCCUACUCAAUGCUGUUGACCGAGAUGCCUUGUCCGGAUGGGGUGCCCACGUCUACAUCAUCGAAAAAGAUAAGGUGACAAAGAGACUACUCAAGGGAAGACAGGAUUAA
Exophiala aquamarina CBS 119918 is the source of this 579-nucleotide messenger RNA. RefSeq names its product proteasome component PUP3. The record is from RefSeq and is a predicted model, not a curated record. Gene Ontology annotation, biological process: proteasome-mediated ubiquitin-dependent protein catabolic process. Bases 1 to 579 code for a protein of 192 amino acids. Gene Ontology annotation, cellular component: proteasome core complex; proteasome core complex, beta-subunit complex. The transcript is spliced from 2 exons. Lineage: Eukaryota; Fungi; Ascomycota; Eurotiomycetes; Chaetothyriales; Herpotrichiellaceae.